Molecule: messenger RNA, 3253 nt
Organism: Pieris brassicae (large cabbage white)
Lineage: Eukaryota; Metazoa; Arthropoda; Insecta; Lepidoptera; Pieridae
Product: uridine phosphorylase 1
Exons: 9
Coding region: 253-1401 (382 amino acids)
Biological process (GO): uridine catabolic process; nucleotide catabolic process
Cellular component (GO): cytosol; cytoplasm
Molecular function (GO): uridine phosphorylase activity
Source: RefSeq, a predicted model, not a curated record
AACAAAGAAUACACUUAAAACAUGUUCGUUUCUCGUAAUUUUCAAAGGUUCAAAGAAAUACAUACAACAACAAAUGAUUGUUUUUGUGUUUUCGACGAGCACAUUGUAAGUGUGUAUGGUUACCACAGUACCACAAUAACAUAAUCACAAGUGACUAGCUGUUUAACCACAUUUCAUAUUGUGCUCUCCGUAACAACACGUCGAUUGCGGUGGAUUUAUUUACGAUCAAACAAGUGGCUUCACUAUUUAAAUAUGCCUUUAAAUGGAGCGGCCGUUGAAACUGGCCUCAAACAUAAUGGUGAGAAAAAUGGAAUCUCCCAGAACAGUUCAAAUCAUCAGCCACAUCGAAUGACUUACGAAGAGGAAUUUUCUCAAAAUGACCCGGAGGUCAACAAUUUGGAUGCAGAUAUUAGGUAUCCCGAUGGCUCGGUGCGUCUCCGGAAUCCGAAUAUCGAACUCAUGGAUCAAGACAUAUUGUACCACCUGGCGCUGGGAAGUGGCUCCCAUGACUUGGUCGAGAUGUUUGGGGAUGUUAAGUUUGUCUGUAUGGGUGGAACUCCCAAGCGAAUGGAGCAGUUUGCUUACAACAUAAUGGCAGAAAUUGGUCACAAAUUGCCAUGCGGAACUACGCUGCAGGACAUCAGUCAUUUUUCCUACCGCUACUCUAUGUAUAAAGUGGGACCUGUACUGUCUAUAAGUCACGGUAUGGGAAUUCCAUCAGUGGGCAUUCUACUCCACGAAGUCAUAAAACUUAUGUACCACGCUAAAGUUCGGGAUCCGGUGUUCUUCAGGAUAGGGACUUGUGGCGGAAUCGGCCAUGAGGGCGGUACAGUGAUUAUUUCAGAGGAAGUCGUCGAUGGAGCACUUCGUAAUGUCCUUGAAUUGACAGUGCUUGGGAAGACACUUCAAAGACCAGCAAAAUUGGAUAGACGACUUGCGCGGGAACUCAAGGCCAUGGGAGAUCCCGAGGAUCCUUAUGACACAGUGACAGGCAAAACUAUGUGCACUUACGAUUUUUAUGAAGGUCAAGGUCGUCUAGACGGUGCCUUCUGCGACUUCACAGAAAAUGAUAAAAUGGAAUAUUUGGAGAGUAUUCAUAAAUCGGGUGUGGUGAAUAUAGAAAUGGAGUCUUUGGCUUUCGCAGCACUUACUCAUCAUGCUGGUAUUAAGGCAGCUGUCAUCUGCGUCACCCUAUUGGACAGAUUGAAAGGAGAUCAGGUUUUAGCUCCAAAGGAAGUCUUGGAUGAGUGGCAGCAACGUCCGACAAAACUUGUUUCUCGCCACAUUAAAAGAUACCUACAGAUGAAAGGUCGUCUGUCCUUAGACGGACAUGGUUCUAUCGCUGUAAAGAGUCCACGCAGAUUCAAGCUGGUCCAGCAAGAGUCUGAAACUUACGACUAAAAUAUCAUAUUUGCUAUGUACCUUACAAGGAUAAGGUAAAACGAAGGUUUUAAGUUUUUAUUUUAAGAGAAAUUUCGUUGAAAGUAUUGCUAAGUUCGAAUGAUACAUUUUAUAAAAUUACUGAAUAAUUGUUGGCAUUGGUUCUUAGAAAAACCCAAAUAGCUAAACGUAAUCAUGUGUAAAAUUAGUCAAUUUCAUUAAUAAGUAAAUCGUACAAAAUCAUCAAAAAUUAAAUUCACACAAUGAUUACUGCCACAAAUAUCUAAAUAUUUCUCAUUGACGCGUAUGUUACCUUGUCAAUAAUUAUAUCACUGUUAGUAUUAAGCAUAUUUAUUGGUAUAGAUGUGUUGUGGUAUGUUUAAUGAUUAUCAUAUUUAUUUUACGGUUCGAUAUCAGAAGAAAAAAAUAGUAGAUUGUGAUAAAAUAAUGAAAGUGAUGCAAUUAAUAAUUUGUUUGCAUCAUUUUUUAUACCAUACGGUUAUUGCCCAGUGUUUUACAUUCUGAUCACUAUUAUUUAGUUAAGUGCCAAUACAUAUCUGUAUUUCUAAAAUUAAAAUGUAACUUAAACCUACUUUUCAUUUAUUAUGUAUUUUAAAGCUGGAACUUUAUAAAUACUUCACUUGUUUUAUACACCUAAUUUUUUUAUAAAUAAUCCAUUUCUUAUACGAAAAAUUAUGGCUAUUUUGCAGAAUUUAAAAAUGUUUUGAUAAAAACUUUGUUAGUGUAUUUAAAGUACUUAAAAGAAGAAUUUGCGGUAGCGUGUGGGCAAGAUGAAAUAAAAUAUUGUUUAAUUUAAUAAUGUUCAGUAAAGAACUAAUUAGUUAAAAAUGUAUCUAGCGUUAGCCUUGCAUUGUGAUUGAAAGUAUAUGUCUACGUAAAAUUCAUAUCUUAUUAAAAUGCGGUUUAACUAUAAUUAAAUAAUUCACUUUUUUAUGAUUUUUGUGUUUGAUAACUAAUGCAAUUGCUGGCAAAGGCAAGGAGAGGUUUUGCAAAAUGUAAGAAUAAAAAUAUAUGAUUAGUAGUUUGCCUAAGUAAGUUCCUAAGUGUUAAGGUUUCUGUUGAAAACCUACUCCUAAGAUUUUUAACUCGGCACUCUAUUUUAUUUUAUAAUCUGUUUAUUACUGUAGAAUGAAGGUACAAUAACUAAUCAUAGUUUAGUAUCGGCUGAGGUCGGUGGGUUUUAACAUUUUUUAACUUUAAAUGUGCUUCCACGGAAUAUUGUAUUUUAUUGUUAAUUGUUCAUGCACAAACUGUUGUCGAUGCUUAAGGUGUUAAUAACUUUUAUAGAAUCUCGACACGUUUGUAGUAAUAAUACAUAGUAAGUAAUACGAUACGAUAAAGAUCGCUUGCCAUCGAUUUAACGACUCGUUACAAAGCAGAAAGAGAGUAGAGAGAGUUAGAUGAAAUAUGAAUUUUUCAAUGAGCGUUUCAUGUAGCGGCUAGUUAAUCGAAGAUUAAUCACUUGUAUUCAAUGGCACCAAUAUCAUAUAAGAGUAUGCCUAGUAUUUUAAUAAGUGUGUAAAAGCAUAUUUAAUAAUAGUCUCAAUUUAUGUUUUUAUUGUUCAAAUAUUUGGAUUCUACAAAAAAUAACUGUUCAUUCUCUUUCUAAUAUUGCAUUUGUUGAGAAAUAACAUAUCUAUUUAGCAGUUUAUCUACAUAUUGUUACCUUGUUCCGAAAUUCAAUGUAAUGUUAAUAACAAAUUACAAUAUUUUCAUAAAUGUUAUAUUCCAAUGAAAAUGUUAGGUUUAUAUAAUACACAAUAAAAUUUUAAUAUAAUGGUUAAUAAUAUUUAUAAGCGAUUCGAGAUGUUCGACUUUAAGGCUUAAGGUGUGUUAAAUAACGAAUUAAAGG